Molecule: messenger RNA, 606 nt
Organism: Quercus lobata
Lineage: Eukaryota; Viridiplantae; Streptophyta; Magnoliopsida; Fagales; Fagaceae
Product: putative cysteine-rich receptor-like protein kinase 9
Exons: 1
Coding region: 1-606 (201 amino acids)
Source: RefSeq, a predicted model, not a curated record
AUGGGGAUGCCUUCUUUCAAUGUCUCGAUGUUCCUACUAAUCCUUUCCUUACUCAGCUUCCUAAGCCUAAACAGUGAAGCAGCCCCAGAAUACCGCUACCAUUUCUGUUCAAACGAAACCACUUUCACCCCCAAUAGCACCUACCAGUCCAACCUCAGCCGCCUCCUCUCUUCCCUUUCCUCAAAUUCCACGCAUGAAAGUGGUUUCUACAACACCACCGUUGGCCAAACCCCAGAGACCACAGUCUACGGCCUCUUCUUCUGCCGUGGAGACCUCACACCCGAUGAGUGCCGAGACUGUGUGUCAACAGCAACCAAAGACAUUGUUCAGGAGCAGUACUGCCCCGUAGAAAAAGUGGCCGUGAUAUGGUACGGUGAAUGCGUGUUACGCUACUCAAACGAGUCAUUCUUCUCCACCAUGGGCGAAGAUCUCACAUUUUUAUUGAGUAACACUCAAAAUAUAACAGAGCAAACCGAGCAAGAUCGCUUCUUCCUGCUACUUGGAGCUUCAAUGAAUGAAAUAGGGAGCAAAGCAUCAACUGCUUCCCUGGGUGCAAAAAAAUUUGCAACAAAAGAAGCCAAUUUUUUGGAAUUACAAACCACAUAG